Symbiodinium natans is the source of this 2430-nucleotide messenger RNA. The record is from the annotation of a GenBank genome assembly. Lineage: Eukaryota; Dinophyceae; Suessiales; Symbiodiniaceae.
AUGGCAGCGGCCCCCGCGGCGCCCAGGCGGGGGCGCGCAGGCGCCUGCCUCUUUGCCGUGCUGGCGCCUCUCCUGUGCAGCCUCUCCCGCACCUUCGCCCAGGCUUCGUGGCAGCGCCCAGGCCGAUCUGCGCUGAGGGCUUCCGGGCGUUCAGAGGAUGAGGCGCCGGCGCAUCUCCGGCCGGUCGUCCUUUGCCCUGCCCAGUUUGGCACCGCCGAGGACUACGAGGACCUCAAGGAGAGCUUAAAGGUGCGUGGUUUCGCAUUGUACGCGGCGCCACUCUCCAGAUUCGACUGGCUGAAGAUCGUACCCAGCACGUUCACGAAGGAGUUCUUCACCGCGGAGCUGCGCCCGAACCGGACGCUUGGGUUCUUCUACGAAGCUCUGGACCAGGCCAUCGCUGCGGUGGACGCCGACUUCGGCCCGGAGGAGCCCAUCGCAUUCUUGGGCCACUCCAUUGGAGGCUGGGUGGCGCGGUCUUACAUCGGUGAAGUACUUGGCGAGGAGCUGGCCCGAAAGCGCGUGCGAUCUUUGGUCACGCUGGGCACUCCGCACCAGUCGCCGCCAGAAGACUCCUUCGUUUCGGCUCUGGAUCAGACUCGCGGCUUGCUGAGCUACAUCAAUGACAAGUUCCCAUCAGGUGCGCCUCUGCCCCCGGCAUCCGUGACGUGCGUCGCGGGGCGCGGCACCCGCGUCCCCGCAUCCGUGCAGGCGCUGUGGGAGACCGCAGGCACCAAGAUCUGGAACGAGACGGUCAGCCGCAGCACCUUGCUGGAGGAGGUGGUGGCCUUCGCCUCGUACCUGCCACUGUCGGGAAGCACCUUCGGCGUCGAGGGGGAUGGCCUCAUUCCUGUGGACACGGCCCUCAUGGAAGGCUGUCAGAGCGUCGUUGCUCGGCAGCAUCUUCAGGCACGCAUCAAGGAACCUUCCAUGGGCCAGAACUUCGGCCAACUCCCAUGCUACGUCUACUAUUGGAGCUUCGGAAGCAGGAGGUACUACAGCUGGAAGCUGGCGCUCUCCUUUGGCCCGGUCUUGGCUUUCGCCCUCUGCGCUCACAUGACUUGGGCGGCUGGGCUCCUGUUCAGGCGGCGGGUGCCCUGCCGAAAGGCCUUGGCUCUUACGGGCUGCCUCUGGCUGGCCUCCAUCACGGGCCUCUGGGCCGGCGACCAGAACUACGGGCACUACACGAUCAGCUACUACACUUACCAGGACCUUGUCUCAUACACCGAUGUGGAUCCAGCCCAUGCUAAAGGGCAGACCUACAUGGAUGCGGGCGAGGUGUACUUCAAGGAGGGUACCGAGGUGGCUACCAGCGAGAUGGUGUCCUUCCGCAGCCGCACAAACUUCUGCGCGGCGCCGAUCAUCGGCCAGCCGCUGCGGAACCAAGCCGGCCUGGAAGAAGUCAAGGUGGAGGGAGACGUGAUCAUCCCAGAGGCCGGCUCCGUCGAUUUCUGGGCGGUGGGGACUGACUGCUGCGACAAAGCCAGCAGGACCUUCACGUGCGGCCAGGUACACUGCAGCGCUGGUUGCGCCUUGCUGUGCUGCAUAAUGGCCUCAGCAACUCAUGCCGGGCACUGGGCAGCCAUCGCGCCCCAAGAUCGACACCUCCUUCUGGGCGCCGGCGGUAUCACGGCCGUCCUGGCCGCACGUGCGGCACGGGUUAGACGCCUGGGUCCUGCGGCCUCUUCCCUGGCUGCGGCGCUAGGCGCUGCGGCUGUCGCUGGGGGGGUCGCCUCUCAGCAUGGGGCCCUGGCUGAGGACCAGUGGGAGAUCAUGAAGCUGACGGGCUCCUCUGCGUCCAGCUCCUCCGCCGCCCCGGUGAAGCUCCGCCCUCCCUGGAGCAGCUCUUUCGCAGCAGCUGCUGGGGCCAUUGCGGUCGCGGACCACCCCGUGUACGAGGAGGUACCGCAGGAAAUGCAGGUGGGGGGCUUCAGCUUUGCUGACCGCAAGGUGCUGGGGAACCACUGCCUCAGCGUCCAUGGCCGCAGCCACUGCCGAUACUAUGGCCUGGAGGUCUGUGCUGCUGUCCUGUAUCUUCCUGAGGGCACGGAUCAGGUCCUGGCAGGCGGAGACGUCAUGGACUCCACAGUUCCGAAGACUCUGGAGCUGCGGUAUUGCAGAAAUUUUCCUGGAGACCAAUUUCGUUUUGUGACCCGUUGGGCGCUGUCCAGAAAUGGCUACCUGCCUGACGAGGCUGUUGAGGUCGGCCUCAAACUCUUCAACCCCUUGUACAGAGACGUCAAGCGUGGGGAUUGCUACACGCUCAGCUACGAUCCGCGUACCCCUGCAGGCAGAGUGACCCUGCAGCUCAACGGCGUGGAGCUGGGAAGCGUUGAGGGGCGCCGGUUCUCGGAGGCUCUGUUUUCCGUGUGGUUUGGCCAACAUCCAUUCCUGGAUCAUCUGAAGCAGGAGCUUCUGCUGCGCCAGUGA